Molecule: messenger RNA, 6360 nt
Organism: Chiloscyllium plagiosum (whitespotted bambooshark)
Lineage: Eukaryota; Metazoa; Chordata; Chondrichthyes; Orectolobiformes; Hemiscylliidae
Source: RefSeq, a predicted model, not a curated record
UCUGUGGGGGCAAGCAUGUUACACUGGGAGCAGUCACGGAACAGGCAAGUGAGGCCAGAGACCCACAUGGAUGGGGUAUUGUCACAAGCUACCCCUUGGAAUGAAAUCUGCAAGGAUGAGCAGAUUGUGGAGAUCAGCUGCAGAACUCGAUUCACUGUCUAUUUAUUGAAGGAUGGCAGAGUUUAUAUUUUGUUCCAUGACCAGAAGCGGAGAGUACAGCCAGAGCUGGUUAAUGGAUUGAAAAAGCUGAAGAUUCACUCUGUGGACAGUGGAGCAGCACAUAUUGUCUAUGUUUCUGAAGGAGGAGAUGUGUUUUUCAGUAAACUACAAAACAAGAAGAACAGAAGUUUCGCAAAAGCUUUCAAAAUCACAGAGCCAAAGCAACUGAACACCUUAGCAGGAAAGUGCGUUAUUCAGGUUGCCUGUGGGAACAAUCACUCACUGGCUCUGUGCAAAGAUGGUCAGGUGUUUGCGUGGGGCCAGAACGCUGGGGGCCAGUUGGGCCUUGGCAGGAGUGGUCACAGUGUGCUCAGACCCCAGCGUGUGGAGGCAUUGACGGCGAUCCCCGUGGCUCAGAUUACAGCGGGUGGAGCUCACAGCUUUGCUCUCUCCCUCUCUGGGGUAGUGUACAGCUGGGGAAGAAAUAAUCGCGGACAAUUGGGGCUCAAUGACACCAAAUCUCGGCGUCUUCCCACGUACGUGAAGCUAUUGGAGUGGAAGAAGAUCGUCUAUAUUUCCUGUGGAGCACAGCACACUGCCAUGCUGACUAAGGACGGGUCUGUUUUUACCUGUGGGGCUGGGAGUUAUGGGCAACUUGGACACAGCACAAAAAGGGAUGAGAUCAAACCGCAGCUGGUUACUCAGCUACUUGGGAGUGAAGUCUCUCAGAUUGCAUGUGGGAGCUAUCAUACGUUGGUCCUAGUAGCAACAUCUGGUAAAAUCUACUCUUUCGGUGGUAUGGAGAAAGCACCGGUGGGAAAUGGAAAGCAUAGUCAUCAGGUGGUACCCAGUCCUGUGAAGUUCUUAAUCAGCAUACCUCAUGACACAGGACGUGUUCAUGUGACACUGAGCCAGUCUGCUUCAGAAUUCGCCUCGGCACACACCAGGAGAAUGACAAGAGCAGCUACAGACAAAGCCAAUAAUCACAAGCGGACAAUUACCACACCCAGCUUCCUUCAUGCAACAGACACACCGGCCAAACAGCUGAGGAUCAGUGGCAUAGAGGGUACGGCACCAAAGUUAACCACACAACUGCUUCCCGGUGGAACCAGGGCUCAGCACAAAACCAAAGCAUACAGGAAACAUCAGCAUGGGAGUCAACUCCCAAAGACCAAGGUUCCAUCGAGACAGAAGGCAAAGGAGAAGACAGAGCUGACCCAUUCGUUCAUAGCAACUGAUGCAGACUCCAGCAUGCAAGAUUGCAUAAUGCAGCCAACAAUCAAAAGAAUUUUUGCAGGAGCUAACCAAGGAUUUGCAUUGUGUCAUGUUGAAGUGGAUUCAGUUCCCUCUGACUAUGAAUCUCCAUUCCUCGCUCUGAAGAGAAUUGUUACCGUUGAAGAUUCCCUCCUGGACAGAUGGAGUGCAACAGACGAUGAAGAACUGUGGGAAGACACAAAAGAGGAAAUUGAUCUUCUCUUUUCUUCUGCUGCAUCCCUGAAUGGAAGUUUCCUGGAAACAAGCAAUGAUGAUCAUUUCAAAACCGGCCUAGAGUCCUCAGGGGUUGACAUGUCAGCAGUGAGCAUUUGGUUCGAGAAAUUGGGGAAAAAUCCAAGACUUUUACAAGAGGUAACCAAUGUGGUUGAGACAAAUUUGAUUCCAUCGCUCCCUACGUCUCCUGUUGGUGUGGAAGCUCUUCGCGUUUAUCUGGUUCUGCCUGAACUCCUCGAUGUUCUGACCGAGCAGAGCAACAUUGUGAAACUUGGAAAUCUUCUGAGCUCAGCCACUGCAUCCAUUGAGGGAAGCCAACUGGAAAUCCUUGAAUCUUGGUGGAGUCACCUCAACGAGUUUUUCUUCAAGAAACUUGUGACAAUGUAUAAAAGUGCAUCUUACAGACUGCUUCAAGAGACUUCCAGCAACCAAAGUGAAUUCCCUGAUAAACUGUGCAAUUGUCUCAAUAUUUUGCAAAGACUUUACAAGAUAAAUUCCUCAGCAGGUUUUCAAAUCCAGGAGAACAGUUUCUACAUAGCUCCUGCAGAGGUCUUCAGGGAUACUCCUAUUUCCUGUAUAUCAUUAUUGAAAUUAAUUCCCUACUCCUGCAUUUUUAAUAUGGAAACUAAAAUUCAGAUUUUCAAGAGGAUCUCACACCUGGAAAUUCAGGGAAAAAAGGUCACUGAUGAAAAAAUUAUUUUUGGCUAUAAGAGAAUUUAUGAUAGCCUUUUUGAGGAUAUCAAUCAUUCUUCUCUGGAAAUUUGUCCUUCUACUGGGAACACUGGAACCACUAAUAGGAACAUUGGUGCUUCUCUUGAGUUUUCUAAUGUCUGUCAUGACAACGGUGAUAUCGCAAUAAGCAUCACUGAUGACUCUACUGCAUACACUGAGGCAUCUUCUAGCAACAUGGAUACAUCAGUGACAGACAUCAAUGCCUCUGCUAGGAUAGUUGACGUCUUUACAGGAAACACUGCCUUUACUGAGAUCAUUGAUGCCUCUAAGGAAAAAAUUAAUGCACCUAACAAUAGUAUUGAUACCUCUACAGGGAAUGCUGGUGCACCAGCUGAGCUCGUUGGAACCUCACAUAGAAACCUUGAUGCACCUAAGGACAAUCUUGAUGCUUCUACAGGAGAUGCUGAUGUCUGUAAUGGGAUCAUUGGUGCUCCUCCUGAGAUCACUAGUACCUCUACCAGUGAAGCAUCCAAUGACAGUAUUGAUACCACCAGUGAACACAUCAGUGUCUCCACUGGGAUUAUUAGUGACUGUACUGGGAACACUGAUGCCUGUAAUGACAAUCUUGUUGGCUCCACAGGAAUCACUAAUUCUUCUGCUGAGAUCAUUGGUACGUCUACUAGUAAUACUGAUGGACCUAAUGACAAUCUUGAUGCUUCUACAGGGAAUGCUGAGGUCUCUACUGGGAUCAUUGGUGCUCCUGCUGAGAUCACUGCUAUCUCUACCAGAAACACUGAUGCUCCUAAUGACAAUAUUGAUGCUCCUACAGGGACCACUGAUGCAAUGACUGGGAGGAAUAUUGGUGACCCUGGGGCCAUUGAAUCUACCGAGAGCACUGAUGUCCUGAAUGCAAGCAAUGAUGCCCUCUCUGUUGACCUUUCCACCAUCAACUUUGAUGAUUAUGAUGACUAUGAUGAUUAUUAUGAUUAUCCUAUUUUCAUUAGCAAUGAAGAACUUACAUAUUGUCUCCACAUAUUGCAUAAUAUUUUGAAUCUCUCUGCCAUCGGAUGCCAUCUACAAAUCGAUAGAACAGAGAUCCUUCAAAGUACAUUGGCACAAUUGAGAAGCUGUGACGAAAUUAGAUUUCGUGGUUGGUUUCAGGUCACGUUUAAAGGUGAACCAGCUAUUGACGAAGGUGGUGUGUCAAAAGAGUUCUUCUCCAUCAUUACCGAGGAGCUAUGUUCUCAACCAAAGAUAUUCAAGUUGUAUGAGGAAUCCAGGCUUGUUUGGUUUCCGGAAUGGGAUCCUGAAAUCAAUGAUAUCUUUCGUCUGGUGGGAAUCCUCUGCUGGCUUGCUCUGUACCAUGGCUUCGUGGCAGAUUUUCACUUUCCAUUGGCUCUCUACAAAAAGUUGCUUAAUGUCCAACCAACACUGAAUGACCUGAAGGAACUCUCACCAACAUUAGGAAGCAAUUUGCAGAUGCUUCUCAAUUAUGAGGAUGAUGACCUUGAAGAGACAUUCUGCAGACAGUUCACAGUAGGGAGAGAAAUGAUUGAUGGAUCAGUUACUGAACAUGAGCUUAUUCCCAAUGGUAAAAACAUUCCUGUAACAAAACAGAACAGAAAGCAAUUUGUCGAGUCCUAUGUCAACUAUGUGUUUAACACAUCAGUGGAGAAACAUUUUAAAGCCUUUGCAGAUGGAUUUCGGGGGGUUUGCCCACUGCCAGUUGUCGAUAUAUUUCUGCCAGUUGAGCUGAUGGCUGUGAUUCAUGGAAACACCAAAUAUGACUGGCAACUGCUGGAGAAAAACACAAAGUACAGUGGAUACACAGAGGCUGAUGAAUCCAUUGCAAAUUUUUGGGAAAUGUUUCAUGGACUGACAGAGGAAGAGAAGAAACAUUUUCUUGCCUUCCUAACAGGUUGUGAGAGGGUUCCAGUUGGUGGCAUGGAGAAACUCCGCAUUACUAUCAAUUAUGUCCCAAAGGAUGAUCCCGAUUUAUACUUCCCAGCUGCCCACACCUGUAACAUGAGCUUGGAUCUGCCCAAGUACAGCAGUAUGGAAGUUCUGAGGGAGAGAUUCCUGCGGGCAAUUGGAUGCUGUAGAAAAUUUGGCAUAGCAUAGUGACAAAUCUUUAGAAGACAUUUCUUCAUUUUGUAUAUUUGUCCUUAUUGAUCAUCAAUGCACAGUAAUUGAACCUACCACAUCUCCAUCCUUUCUAGCACCAUUGCUACCAUUUAUAUAAAAAUCGACCCAUGAGCUUUUGGCUUCAGUCAGUCAUAACAUUUCAUAUGCUUCAUGUAAGCAUCAACCUUGGUUUUUCAAGAUUCAUUGACUAUCAGCUGCACUUGUCCCUGAUUCUCCAGGAUUCCCCUUUGCAUACUCGCCAAUAAAAAGGUGGUAGGCAGGAGAUACUGAGAAAAGCCCUCGCAUCAAUUGGCUUGUCUGUCCCAGAGCUGCUUGAACAGAUCCUCUGGUAAAAUGGACAAUACACACAGCCUAAACCCUGAGGAGGCAACACCACAACAGAGAGAUCUGUCAAUGUAACCCCCAUCCUCCUACACCACUCUCCCUCUUCCAGCCUUCCCACUCCCCUCUCCAAUCCCCCAUACCUAGCUCAGGACUGAACUGCACAACUGUGACAUUCCCAGACUGGGGAGAAAGAAGGAGAAUGGCACUAAGUCAUGAUGCUCUUUGAAGAGCUGGAGCAGAAAUGAUGGGCUGAAUGGCCCCCUCCUGUCCCAUAACACUUCUGUGAUUCGUGGAUUGACCUAGUGGUAUUAUAGCGACACACCAAGAUCACUGGACAUUCCUAGAUAACAAAUCCAGUACAACAUGCUGCAAAUUAACCCUCAUUAACAAUGCAAAUUCCUCAAAAAUAUUAUGGCACUUCUGUAAAAGUUGCCACUUAAACUUCUGCCCAAGACUUUGAUCUCAAAACCUCACCUUUGGAUGGAGACGUCACCUUUAUAUUGAACAUAUUCACUUGUUAGUUUUAGUUAAUUGGCUCUUAAUAUAUUCAUAUUUUGGAUGUGGUAUCAGCAGUUAAGAAAAUGUAAAUUGAUGGUGAUAAAGAUGAUUACAGAUUCAGGUUUAAGCCAAUAACUAUCAUAAUGUUUCUAGCUCUAAGUCAGUCUUAAGCACAUACCUUUUUUGUACUACUCAGGAUGCUGGUGAGAUCAUGUUUAUAACAUAUACUAUGUGUUGUUUAGAAUAAAAGGGGAUGGUCAAUGUUUCAAUCUCCAUUAUUUGUGAAAUGAUAUUUUCAUCAGCCAUUGGUUAUGGGAUUAGAGAAGGUGAGGCUUGGGAACGGGUUGGGAAUUUGAAGAAGAUAUCCUGAUGUGUUUGAACCUCAGCAAUUUCUUGGUACAGUCCCAUUAAAGUAAAAAAAAUCUCAAGGUACUUCAGGGGAACAUUAUAAACCAAACUAUGACAUUUUAAAUCAUGGAAGCAAAUCCUAGGUCAGGUGACCAUGAACUUGGCAAAACCUAUAGGUUUUAAAGAGUGACCUAAAGGAGGGAAAAGAGGGCACAGUUCUCAGGAUACAUUACAGUUAUCCCAACAACAGACUCAGCACUAAUAUCAUCACAACAGCAUUAACGCAGGGUACCUUUCCACCAGUCCUGCACUAUAAAAUGCUGAAAAAUUGAGGCUGAAUUAUUUAUGAUUACGUGGGAUUUUAAAGGUAUAAGAAGUGAUAAUGACUAUUGAUGAACAUUUUUGGCCUGGAAAAAUGAAAACAUGUGUUGAAUCUCAUUCCAAGAGAAGAAAAUAAUUUUCCAGAUUGUAUUUAAAGACAGUGUGAAUUUUUUUACCUUCCCCUUUUAAAUACCGCCAGUAGACCCAACCAAUUUUGCUGUCUCUGUCAUGAUUUUAAUGUAAUUUAUCAUUUUUGUUUUACUUCCUGGUUUGAAGAUUGUGCCUUAGUAAGGAUUCUUGAUGACUGGUUAAAGAAUCCUUGCUCACAGAGAACCUGUAGAGGGUGCCAUUAAAGCCAAUAUCAGAUUGGAUGAACUGAAAUUGCUGGAAAACUCAGUUCUGACA